Penicillium cosmopolitanum is the source of this 1011-nucleotide messenger RNA. RefSeq names its product COP9 signalosome complex subunit 7. Lineage: Eukaryota; Fungi; Ascomycota; Eurotiomycetes; Eurotiales; Aspergillaceae. Bases 1 to 1011 code for a protein of 336 amino acids. The record is from RefSeq and is a predicted model, not a curated record. The transcript is spliced from 2 exons. Gene Ontology annotation, cellular component: COP9 signalosome.
AUGGACCAAACACAUGUCCGAGCCCUGGAGGCUCUACAGCCAUUCAUCCACCUCGCCAACUCCAAUAGUGCCACCUCCCCGCGCUUCAUAGCCAAUCUGAUUACGAAUGCCACAUCGAGUCCCCAAACCUACGUCUUCGCCGAGCUCCUCGAAACCGAAACAGUUCAAGCCCUAGCCUCUCCAGACACCCCCGCCGAAUACCAGGCCUACCUGAAGCUGCUACAGAUCUUCGCCUGGGGCACAUGGCAGGAAUACCAGGGUAGGAUUACCUCAAGCCCCUCAACUAUUAUUUCGAAAAUAGUCCACCUGAAACCCCCCAACCUCCCGAAACUGAGCAGCGAACAAUCUCUCAAACUCCGCCUCCUCUCUCUCCUCUCUCUCGCUGCAUCCGCCGAAUCUCUAACCUACCCAGCCCUCAUGAACGCACUCUCUUUCUCCUCAACCGCCGAGCUAGAGUCCCUGGUUACAACAGCCAUCUACGCAAACUUGAUAUCCGCCCGUCUCUCCCCCGCAACGACCCCACCCAAUGUGAACGUCACCGCCGUCGCACCCCUCCGCGACGUCCAGCCACAGGCUCUCCCGAAAAUGAUCUCCCUCCUGACCGACUGGGAAGCUCGAUGCGGAGAAGUAGUAUCCGACCUGGAAGCCGAGAUUGCGCGAGUUAAAUCCAAUGCGACGGCGCGCCAUGCCAAGGACCAGGCAUACCAAAAACGCAUCGAGGAAGCCAUGGAACGGCGAAAGGCAAUGGGUGGCUCCUCUCUCGAUACCUCUUCAGGUGGCUCGUCGCGUGGGAAACUCGGUGCUUUUGGGCGUCGGCCGGUUGGGCGGUGGGCCGCUGGCGGCGGGGCUCCGGGCAAUAAGCGGGAGGCCGAUGAUAUCGAUCGCGAUGAUGGGUUCUGGGAAUCUGGUGAAGGUGCUGAGGCUGGUUCUCGGAUGGAUAUUGAUGAAGCGCCGGCGUCUCGUGGUGGGAGCAGGCAUUCAAAGCGCAUACUCGGGGGGAGAAAGGCCUAA